Telopea speciosissima is the source of this 2445-nucleotide messenger RNA. RefSeq names its product putative pentatricopeptide repeat-containing protein At3g15930. The coding region runs from base 34 to 2385 and encodes 783 amino acids. The transcript has a single exon. Gene Ontology annotation, molecular function: RNA binding; zinc ion binding; protein binding. Gene Ontology annotation, biological process: RNA modification. Lineage: Eukaryota; Viridiplantae; Streptophyta; Magnoliopsida; Proteales; Proteaceae. The record is from RefSeq and is a predicted model, not a curated record.
CCCAGAACUCUGUAAUGGAGGGGGAUUGUAAAAAUGCUGGUACUACUUUGUGAAGGGUACUUGGAGCUAAGUAUCAGAAAGAAUGAGAGAUCGGUUCUUCAUUUUAUGGUGUCGUCAAUCCUUUCUACUGCCCUUAUUUUCUGUUCAUCUCUUUCCUUCUCAAGUAGAACUCUUACAAAAAACCUCAAAAGGACGAUCUCGAGAAAGGCUUCUCUUGAUACCACCUAUCUCUCUCAACACACCCAUUGUCAUCCCAUCCUUGAGUACAUCCCACCAGUAUCUCUCUUGGCAAGCUGUAAAUCAAUAGAGCAACUCAAACAGGUCCAUUCUCGAUUGAUCACGACUGGUCUCAUCCAUGAUCCCCUCGAACAAUGUCGAAUCAUCACCUUCUGCUGCAGCCGUGAAACGGGUGAUAUGGAUUAUGCCCGCCUUCUGUUUGACAGAAUUCAAGAACCCAGUCUCUUUAUUUGGAACACAAUGAUCAAAGGCUAUUCUCAAAGAAAUUGCUGCAAUCUUGCUGCUUCAAUGUAUUUCCAAAUGUUACAGAAGGGUUUUUGGCCUGACCACUACACAUUCCCUUUCUUACUCAAGUCAUUCACUCGUGAAACAGCCUCUUGUUGCGGGAGAGAGUUCCAUGCUCAUAUCCUCAAGUUUGGUUUUGAUUCCAAUGCAUUUGCACAAAAUGCUCUGAUCCAUGUGUACUCUUCGUGUGGUCAUAUUGAAAUUGCACGUGGAGUCUUCGAUAGGAGCUCCAAAGGAGACGUGCUCGCUUGGAAUGCCAUGAUUUCCAGUUACAACAGGAGUAGAAAUUUUGAAGAAUCACGAAAUCUUUUCAUUGAGAUGGAGAAAGAGAGAGUAUUACCCACUUCAGUUACCCUAGUUUCAGUUCUAUCAGCUUGUGCUAAGUUGAAGGAUUUGAAGACUGGGAAGAGAGCUCAUCAAUAUGCCAACGACCAAAGGUUCAAAUCUAAUCUGACACUGGAAAAUGCUUUAAUUGACAUGUACGCAGCAUGUGGGGAAAUGGAUGUUGCGCUUGACCUGUUCCAGACCAUGGAAGCUAGAGAUGUAAUAUCUUGGACUACCAUUGUUUCCGGGCUUGCACAUUCAGAGCAACUUGACAGAGCUCGAGAAUACUUCAAUCAGAUGCCCCAAAGAGACUUUGUUUCAUGGACGGCCAUGAUUGAUGGGUAUUUACGGGCCAACUGUUUCAAAGAGGCAUUGGGGAUUUUCCGUGAGAUGCAGGCUGCAAAGAUCAAGCCGGAUGAGUACACGAUGGUUAGUAUACUCACGGCUUGUGCAAAUCUUGGGGCACUUGAAAUAGGAGAAUGGAUAAGGCUUUACAUUGACAAGAACAGGAUGAAGAUUGAUGUUUUUGUAGGGAAUUCUCUGAUAGACAUGUAUUCCAAAUGUGGGAAUGUGAAAAGUGCAUUAAAGAUCUUCCAAGAGAUGCCACAAAGGGACAAGUUUACAUGGACUGCCAUGAUUUCUGGCCUUGCUGUUAAUGGGCAUGGGAAAGAAGCUCUUGAUCUGUUUGCUGAGAUGAUUGACGCCUCAAUAAUGCCAGAUGAAGUAACCUACAUUGGUGUUCUGUGUGCUUGUACUCACGGAGGGAUGGUGGAUAAAGGAAGAGAACUCUUCUCUAGCAUGACAAUCCGCCAUGGCAUUAAGCCUAAUGUGGCUCACUAUGGAUGCAUGGUUGAUCUUCUUGGUCGAGCAGGACAGCUAAGGGAAGCCCUGGAGUUUAUAACAAACAUGCCAAUAAGACCAAAUUCUGUUGUAUGGGGUGCUCUUCUUGGUGCUUGUCGAGUUCAUAAGGAUGCAGACUUGGCUGUAAUGGCAGCUAAGAGACUACUUGAAUUAGAACCUGAAAAUGGAGCUGUAUAUGUUCUAGUGUCUAAUAUAUAUGCUGCUUGCAACAAGUGGGAUGAUGUGCGAAAAAUACGGAAAACAAUGAUGGACAGGGGUAUCAAGAAGAUCCCAGGUUGUAGUCUGAUAGAGAUGAAUGGUGGUGUUCACGAGUUUGUAGCUGGAGACCAGUCCCACCCUCAAUCCAUUGAGAUCUACUCUAAGUUAAAUGAGAUUACUCAGGACUUGAAGUUAUCUGGAUAUGUGCCCAACAUAUCAGAGGUCUUCCUUGAUAUUGGAGAGGAAGAGAAAGAGACUGCACUUUACUGGCACAGUGAGAAGUUGGCAAUUGCGUUUGGGUUGAUCUCUUCAGGGCCAGGGGUCACAAUUAGAAUAGUGAAGAAUCUGAGAAUGUGUGUUGACUGCCACCAUGUGGCAAAGUUGAUAUCUAUAAUGUAUAAUAGGGAAGUGAUAGUCAGGGACCGGACUCGCUUCCACCAUAUCACACAUGGUUCAUGUUCAUGUAAAGAUUACUGGUGAGAAUUUUAUAAAGCAAAUAUAAUUGGUUUUUGAUUUAUUCUUACUUCUCUUUCUAGAGUC